Plasmopara halstedii is the source of this 396-nucleotide messenger RNA. Its product is annotated as rhodanese-like protein. Gene Ontology annotation, biological process: positive regulation of cell cycle G2/M phase transition; protein dephosphorylation. Gene Ontology annotation, molecular function: protein tyrosine phosphatase activity. The transcript has 2 exons. The coding region runs from base 1 to 396 and encodes 131 amino acids. Gene Ontology annotation, cellular component: cytoplasm; nucleus. The record is from RefSeq and is a predicted model, not a curated record. NCBI's taxonomy places the organism in Eukaryota, Oomycota, Peronosporomycetes, Peronosporales, Peronosporaceae.
AUGGAGUCACUUCAGUACAUUCAACCGUCGGCGUUAGUCGAUAUGCUGCGCGAUACAAAUUCGUCUAUUAAACGCCCCGUAAUCAUCGAUGUGCGUGACACCGAUUAUGCUGGUGGACAUAUCCGCUCUGCGGUGAACAUCACUGAAGACAAUUUUAUGGACGACGACGACGUGGAUGCCCUCGUUGGCAUGUACAAGGACGAAGACGCCGUUGUGUUCCACUGCAUGAUGAGUCAAGUACGCGGUCCAUCCUGUGCCAAAAGAUUCAUGUCACGAAUGGAAGUAAUUCUUGAAGGAGCUACGCACAAGCCACGGGUACUCAUUCUGCAAGGUGGCUAUGAGCGAUUCGGAAAGAUCUACAAGGAUGAGGCAGAUCUCAUUGAACUGGACGAUUAG